GUCACGGACACAAAACAGAACAAGCAGCAGACACAAAUAUCCUCUCUCUCUCUCUCUCUCUCUCUCUCUCUCUAACACACACACACACACACGAUAGAGAGUAAUGAAAAGCUAAUUUAGAUGUAAACCAUUAAGCAAUAAAGGGCAUGGCUUUUGUUCUACCCAACCUCCAACAUUCUCUCUUAACUCAAUCCAAACCCAAAGAGAAACCCAUUCAUCAAGCUCUUUCACCGCCAAAACCCACUUCUCAGUUUCCAAUAUCUUCUUCCACUUCUUCUUGUUGUCUCCAAAGUUCCACUGCACAAGUUGCACACGUUAACACACCACAAGAAAAGCAGCCAAAAGAUGAAUUCUAUCUCAACCUUGGCCUUGCUGUGAGGACCCUUCGUGAGGACCUUCCUUUGAUCUUCAUCAAAGACCUCGAUUAUGACAUUUAUAGGGAUGACAUAACGUUCAUGGAUCCCUUGAACAAAUUUACUGGGAUUGAAAAGUACAAAUUGAUCUUCUGGGCACUUAGGUUUCAUGGAAAAAUUUUGUUUCGUGAGAUAGCACUUGAUGUGUACAGGGUGUGGCAACCUUCGGAGAAUGUCAUAUUGAUUAGGUGGAACCUUAGGGGUGUGCCACGUGUCCCUUGGGAGACUAAAGGGGAAUUUCAGGGCACUUCGAGGUACAAAUUGGAUAGAAAUGGCAAAAUUUAUGAACACAAAGUUGAUAACUUGGCAUUCAAUUUUCCACAGAAUAUCAAAGCAGUUUCAGUUUUAGAUUUGGUUACUGCAUCUGCAUGCCCUGCAAGUCCAAAUCCCACAUUUUUGUGGGGUCAUGUUGAUUCCUACUCUUCUUCAUGGAUAGCUUUUUACAAGGCAGUUAAGGACACAGUGGUUCAAGAAGAGGCUUUGCUACCACAAGAUGGUCUAGCUACAUGUUCAUAGCUAUGUAUUAGUCAUCUGUUUCAUAUGUUACUAUUAUGUGUACAAUAUAGUUUAAUAGGUUAGGUAUAAUGAGUUGCUACAUUGCAUAAAAUGGUUAUUCUUCAAGGACAAGAGUGUAUAUAGAUAGGCAAGGAUGAAGAAGAGUUCUACUUGCUCACUCUGUUGUUGGAGGAAAUGGAGAUUUCUAUGUUUGGUGAGCUUUAUACAGAUUACAUAUAUCUAUAUUCAGGCUUCUAUAAUUAAUUUUAAUUUAUAUUUUCUUCAAUUCUGUUACAGAGUUGUUUUUUGUCAUUUUUUCUCAUAAUUGUUGAACUAUAUGGAUCUCACUUUUUAAACUUUAAAGAUUCUAUAAUAUGUUUAAGAAUUGUACUAUAGUUUUACCCU
Abrus precatorius (Indian licorice) is the source of this 1313-nucleotide messenger RNA. RefSeq lists its product as uncharacterized. The transcript is spliced from 2 exons. The record is from RefSeq and is a predicted model, not a curated record. Bases 147 to 929 code for a protein of 260 amino acids. Lineage: Eukaryota; Viridiplantae; Streptophyta; Magnoliopsida; Fabales; Fabaceae.